Oncorhynchus keta (chum salmon) is the source of this 3226-nucleotide messenger RNA. RefSeq names its product extracellular sulfatase Sulf-2-like. Gene Ontology annotation, molecular function: glycosaminoglycan binding; calcium ion binding; N-acetylglucosamine-6-sulfatase activity. NCBI's taxonomy places the organism in Eukaryota, Metazoa, Chordata, Actinopteri, Salmoniformes, Salmonidae. The record is from RefSeq and is a predicted model, not a curated record. Gene Ontology annotation, cellular component: Golgi apparatus; plasma membrane; cell surface.
GAGAGAGAGAGAGAGAGAGAGAGAGAGAGAGAGAGAGAGAGAGAGCGAGAGCACAGAGAGAGAGAGAGAGAGAGAGAGGGAGAGCACACAGAGAGAGAAGGGGAGAGCUCAGCAGAGCACGAAAACGAACGCAAGAGUAGAAAGGAGCUCUGAUAGUGAGACGGGCCGGGAGAGAAAGCAAAGAGAGAGAGAGAUAAUACAGCCGGCGACAGAGAGACAGCUCAGUAGUGCUGCCAUCAGGAAUAACAACACUGCCAUGCAACCUUAGUGGGGGUGGAUGAUUUGGGGCUGUCGUUGGAUGCCAGACCGUGCCGUGCAGUCCGAGUCCUGGGCAUCACUGCAAUGAGGAGUCUUAUUGGUGGCUGCAGCAGAGUGAUCCAGUAGGUAGCAGGGUAAGAUAAUUUCGAGGUCAAGAUGGCGGGACAGGGGCUGCUGCCCUCCACCAACCGUUACCUCCUCCUGCUCCUGGGGGUUCUGUCUGUGGCCCACGCCUCCAUCUUCCUCAAGGCCUCCUUCCAGAGAGACCGCCGUAACAUCCGACCCAACAUCAUCCUCAUUCUCACUGAUGACCAGGACAUGGAGCUCGGCUCCAUGCAGGUCAUGAAUAAGACACGUUGUAUCAUGGAGCAGGGCGGGACUCACUUCUCCAACGCCUUUGUGACCACGCCCAUGUGCUGUCCUUCACGCUCCUCCAUGUUAACGGGGAAGUACGUUCACAACCACAACACCUACACCAACAAUGAGAACUGUUCCUCCCCCUCCUGGCAGGCCCAGCAUGAGACUAGGACCUUUGGAGUGUACCUCAACAACACUGGCUACAGGACAGGCUUCUUUGGGAAGUACCUAAAUGAGUACAACGGUUCCUAUAUUCCUCCUGGGUGGAGAGAGUGGGUGGGGCUGGUCAAGAACUCCCGCUUCUACAACUACACCCUGUGCAGGAAUGGAGUCCGGCAUGGCUGCGAACCUAAGGACUACUUUACGGACCUCAUCACAGAGGAUGGCAUCAACUACUUCCGCUCGUCUAAGAGGAUGUACCCUCACCGGCCAGUGAUGAUGGUGAUGAGCCAUGCAGCCCCACAUGGGCCAGAGGACUCAGCACCUCAGUACAGCACUGCCUUUCCCAACGCAUCCCAGCACAUCACUCCCAGCUACAACUAUGCCCCGAACCCAGACAAGCACUGGAUCAUGAGUUACACUGGUUCCAUGAAGCCCAUCCACAUGGAGUUCACCAACAUGCUACAGAGGAAGAGGCUGCAGACCCUGCUCUCUGUGGACGACAGCGUGGAGAAGGUGUAUAACAUGCUGGCUGAGACAGGAGAACUGGACAACACAUAUAUCAUCUACACAGCUGACCACGGCUACCACAUUGGCCAGUUUGGCCUGGUCAAGGGCAAGUCCAUGCCCUACGAGUUUGACAUUCGAGUACCCUUCUACAUCCGAGGGCCCAACGUGGAGGCGGGAGCCAGCAACCCUCACGUGGUGCUGAACAUUGACCUGGCGCCCACCAUCCUGGACAUCGCUGGCAUGGACGUCCCGCCAGACAUGGACGGCAAGUCCAUCCUCAAACUGCUGGACAUAGAGAGACCAGUCAACAGGUUCCAGGUGAAUAAGAAGGGGAAGGUGUGGAGAGACUCGUUCCUGGUGGAAAGAGGGAAGUUGCUCCACAUGCGUGAUGCGUCUUCAGGGAAGGACGUGGCCCAGGAGGAGAACUUCCUGCCUAAGUACCAGCGGGUCAAGGACCUGUGUCAGAGAACAGAGUACCAGACACCCUGCCAACAGCUGGGACAGAAGUGGCAGUGCGUUGAAGAUUCUACGGGGAAACUGAGGCUGUAUAAGUGUAAGGCCAUGACCAGCAUGUCUGCAGAACGGAAGGAGGGCCCUGCCAACAUCAGGUCCCAAUUUUACCCCCAGCGCGAAGCAAAGCACAUCGCAGAACGCAACACAGAGCCCGAAGGCUGCAAUUGUGACCAGUUCCCUAGCUUCAGCCUCAGUGCCUUCAAAAAGAAAAAGUUCCUUUCCAAGAAGAAGAUGAAGGCCGUCAAGAGCUAUGCCCGUAACCGUUCUGCCCGCUCUGUGGAGAUGGAGAUAGGAGGGGAACUGUAUGCUGUAGACUUGGGGGAUGGCUACCAGCCUGUACUGGCCCCCAGGAACCUCAGCGAGGCUGGGGCCCCGGGGCCACUCGACGACACUGAGGACGACUUCAGUGGCAUGGGGUUCACCAUCAGUCCCAGGACUAGCAGCAACAGUCUGGCUAUAGUACCUUCUGACAUCAAAGUCACACACAGAUGCUCCAUCCUGGCCGAUGACACAGUGAAGUGUGACACAGGGAUCUAUAAGUCUGUGCAGGCCUGGAAGGACCACAAACUCCACAUCGACCAUGAGAUUGAGACCCUGCAGACCAAGAUCAAGAACCUGAGAGAAGUCAGGGGUCAUCUGAAGAAGGCCCGCCCAGAGGAGUGUGACUGUCUCCGCUACAUCUACCAGUCUAAGUACAAGAGUAAGCUUAGGCACAAAGGAAGCAGCAUUCACCCAUUCAGGAAGGGUCAGGAUAAGGAUAACAAGGCGUGGCUGCUGAAGGACCAGAAGAGGAGGAAGAAGAUGAGGAAGCUGCUGAAACGUCUGAGGAACAACGACACCUGUAGCAUGCCUGGUCUAACCUGCUUCACCCACGACAACCAGCACUGGCAGACCGCCCCCUUCUGGACAAUGGGUCCAUUCUGUGCCUGCACCAGUGCCAACAACAACACCUACUGGUGCGUGAGGACCAUCAACGAAACUCACAACUUCCUGUUCUGUGAGUUUGCGACUGGCUUCCUGGAGUACUUUGACCUCAACACAGAUCCCUACCAGCUGAUGAAUGCUGUGAACACGCUGGACCGAACCGUUCUAAAUCAGCUCCACGUUCAACUCAUGGAGCUCCGCAGCUGCAAGGGCCACAAGCAGUGCAACCCCCGUACCCGCAACCUGGAGCUGGGAGGUAAAGAGCGAAGCAUCUUUGAUGAAUACAGGCAGUUUCAACGCAGAAAGUGGCCAAAAGUGAAGAUACCCACCUCCAAAUCACUAGGACAGAUUUGGGAAGGCUGGGAGGGAUAGGGUCCAGGAGGCGACAGUGGCCCCGUCAGAAGCACCCAGUGCAGGAGGAACGGGAAUGGACUGGUCAGAACUUGAACCCUUGUACAGACUUGACAAGCACGCGUACGAUCUCAAACUCAAUUUCAACGUCAGC